Molecule: messenger RNA, 4325 nt
Organism: Blastomyces gilchristii SLH14081
Lineage: Eukaryota; Fungi; Ascomycota; Eurotiomycetes; Onygenales; Ajellomycetaceae
Exons: 4
Coding region: 1783-3594 (603 amino acids)
Source: RefSeq, a predicted model, not a curated record
CAGAUUGUAUGUAGCCUUUGUGACAUAUAGUCGAGCUCUGCUCCAUAACUCGAUAUAUCGCCCUUCAAAUGGCGACUGAAAUCAAUUAGGAGGUAGGGUAAGUUGGUGGCUUUAAAGGUCUGGUUUUAGCCCACUAGAAAAACUAUGUUCAGCAUCACGGCUGCUAUCCAUUACGUCCCCUUCUAGUCUUGAAAGCCCACGGGACCUAAUUAUAGUAAACGUGCGGCACGUUCAUCCUGUUAGUUCGAAAACCACGAGCUAUUCCACAAGACUGGUGAGACAACCGAUUUCGGGAGUGUCUUGGACUCAACGGGGAGGAAGCAGGAAAUGCCACUCAAUAGCAGGGCGACAGGCAUCCAAAUUGCGAGGGUGAUAGAAGGCCCUAAGGGAGGUCAUUUCUCUUUCGAUAUUGUCAAGGUAGAACAUAGCAUGCCUUGGUGUAUUCCAGAGAUAUUGUUGCCCGAGGUGCCGUUCGCGAUAUUGGUUGUUCCAGAAGAAGCGGCGCUCCUUGGAUGUUUGAGCCCCUUGUCACAUGAAACAACUAUGCCGCAUCAGGCCUACCUCCGCUGCGACUCUGAAUUCCUCCUGUCGCUUCAACCUCCUCCCCGAGUCUCCUCAUCUUCUCCGCCAGCAUCCUCGGCCAACACUCAGGGCAUCGUUAGCAAUGUACUGUUGAGCAACCGCCUCUAAAAGCAUACGGGCACUACAAUUCUUGUCCGAUGGCCAGAAAUAGCAGAAUAUACUUGACAGGACUCGGCUCGCCUAUCCGCGGCCGCUGUCCCCUGGUCCAGACAAACGUGGAGUUUCGUCCGGCGCCUACAAGAAACUGGACCACUCUCAUCCUGGCACACAGAACGGGACUGGUUGACGUCCACAGCAGCCCUAGUGCGAGGAAUAGACAUACACAAUGUACAGUUCGGCGGCAUCGGUGUGCUCAACCAAUGUGAUUGAUACCCAUUCUGCAUUCGUCAUUCGAAAGCAGACGUUAUGCUUUCUCUAGCAAAUGAUGAGACACAUUUGCCUUCAUGAGAGUCCGGCGUCAAACCCUUAAGGGCCCCCCGUGUUUAGCUUCAUACCCUGGUCCCUACUGUACUCGCAGACACUAACCUCAAUUGUUGGCCAGAUGGGUACUCCAACACAACUGCUAAACUCCUUUUGGAGAGUCUACUGGCCACCUUUGGAGAAAAAUGGGGAAGUGGAGAAUGUUUUGAGUCUUGCAGACUAGCUCCUCCAUGAUCGUCUUUAGGGAAAAUCCUCGCGCGGGAGCAAUAUGGUUUGAACCAACCCAUCCCGAGAUCAAUAUACCUUGCUCGCCCUUCUCCUCUUCAUUCAUGUUUUUGCUCCGUUGUCCUUCCUGCCGGCCUUCUGAUUUUCCACAAUGCAUGCUCUUUAGUCACUCCUUUUAUUCUUUAUUUUUGUUAUAUUAUUAUACUAUGAACCUCACUAUUUGAAAAUAUACUUUUCGUCGAUCGUUGCUCAUAGCUGGAGUCCGCUGGCAGCCCAAAGUUUUUGGCAAAGACUAAACCUUCCUUUUGCUAAAAAAGGAUUUUUUUUUUCUUAACGCGCCUUGCGGAACAAAGACAUUCAUAAAACCAACGAUCUUUAACCCACGCGGUCUUUUUCGUUCUUGAGUCCCACGAAAGGAUUGAACAUAUUUUCUUUGACAAAACACACCACAUUUAUCCCAUUCGGAAGCCAGUCCGUUCUGUAGUAGCAGCCGCAGCUCUUAACGAGAUUCGCGGAGCGUGGAGACGCCUAUGUUCUGCAGGCUGUCCGAAGAGAAUGAUCGAUAUGUCGUCCAAUGAUAUAGACUAUAGUCAGGUCGGGCCAAGAAACUCGUUACCAUCAACCCUCAUUUCAUCCAUGGGGUUUCCACCGCCAACUCCGGGAAGUAGCAUACAAGUGAACAAUAUUGAUUUUGGUAAAGUGUUAGAGGAUGGGAAUAUGGCCACUAGGAACAUGACAAACACUACAUUGAAUUCGUGCGGACCCAGAGCCUGGGAUAUAGACAACCAACCUAAUCCUAAGACAAUAAAUGACAGCGUUUAUUCUCUGCCAUACACACCCCAGUUCCACAAAACACCAGCUUGUAAACCCUACGAGAUUCGGAUGCCAUCACAGUACGUUAUGCCCGCUGAGUUUGGAACGCCACCGGGGUUGUUGGGAAUCAACGCUCUGGACGAUCGCUUUGAUGAUCAACAUUUAGUAGAGGAGUUGUCUACAUUUUCGGGGAUUGAUCACAAUCCGCCUUUGUUCCCGAGCCAGCUUUCCCAGUCCCAGAAUGUUACGGCUGGGAGCAGAAGACUUAACCUGCUUCCAGAGCACCAGCCUCUUACGCUUGAUACAAACAUUGUUACUCGCCCUCUAACAGACUCGUAUUUCUCCCAAUCCAGCAACACCGGAUCUUUCGACUUCACUGAUCUUUCUGCAUUUUCUGAAGUUCCCUCAUUCGCCUCUGCCAGUAGUUCUGACUACACGCCGAGAAGUUCGCUUCUAUCUUCUACGCCGCUUUCCCCCAUACCAUCCCCGAGACAUACACUGCCAGAACUAGUUCGCGGAGGGAAUCGGGCAAGAGCGUCGCCAUCCCCUCGUGCAAGCGUUCGAGCACCUCCACAUAGUUUUGAUGGUGUCCGCAAACGAUGGUCGACAGGCUCCUCCGGACCCCGUCCUAAUCGUGUUACGUCUCCAUUUUUAACGCAUAAUCAUGCCGGCGGAUCAGGUCUUCCAUCUCCUUCAAUGAGACAAAACCGCAGUGUUCCCUCGAUGGAUUCCUCACGGCAACAGCCAAGAAGUAGAAACUUGGUGCACUUUCAGGGCAAUAACAAUCUACUGCCUUCGAAUUUUGACGCGAACGCCCGUUUCAGAAAUCCUGCCUCGCUCGCCUCUCAGGGAGUGUUUAGAACCUUACAGAGUGACACUGUCCCCCACCAGCAUUAUUUUGACCACUAUUCCGAGUUUCCUGGGCCACCCGAUUUGCUAGGACCGCUAAAGGAGGAACGAGUGCUUCCACCCCCUGAGGAUAUGAUGCCAAGCGAUCCGAGCAUGAAACCGUAUGAACAAGAUCUUCGAUUCGAGAACGAUUUGUAUACACCAAAGUGGGUUCGAGGGCACGGGAAUAAACGUGAGGGCUGGUGCGGGAUUUGCAAGCCUGGCCGUUGGCUUGUGCUCAAGAACUCUGCCUUUUGGUAUGACAAAAGCUUUACGCAUGGAAUCAGUGCGCCCACAGGGCAAGCAUUUGCACCUCCAAAAGACACGAGGCGCACAGACGGAAAUACAAAUGUUUGGGAGGGUCUCUGCGGGAACUGUGACGAGUGGAUAGCUCUAGUGAGCAGCAAGAAAAAGGGUACCACCUGGUUUAGGCAUGCAUACAAGUGCCAUAACCAUCCAAAGAAUGAAACCCUCAAACGGCACCGAGAGAACACUCCAAGCAACGGUAAUCCGCCAACUCCGGAUUCCCGCCCCAGAUCGUCUCCCCAAACAGUAACGCGGAAAGUAGAGCCAGCAACUUCAACGAAGCCCUCUCCAGCGCCUGAACUUCCUGGAGGAGGACCAAAGAGUCUUUCGCCGUUGCAUACAGUAGCAACAAGGAUGUGAUGAAUUUCGUUUCCUUUACCUUUCUUUUUUCUUGAUUUUUUCUUCCUUUUUUUUUAUUUUUUAUUUUUUAUUUAAACUUAUACUAUUUAUUACAUUGAUAUCUCAUUAUAGAUUCUAGUUGCUUUUCUUCAUCUAUUUUACCUUCCUCCCAUCUCCCUAUCAGACUUCCCAAUUACAGGCUGCACAGCUUCCCCGUCAGCUUCCCACGAGGUCGUCGAAGAAUCCUGUUAUAUGCCUGGGUGCACUGUAUUUUGGUAUCGUUGGACACAUAACUUGGGCUCCCUGAUGUAUCUUCACAGGAAUUCCUAGUAGGAUGGCUUGUGAGAAGGGGUGAUGUGGUUGUAGCUGGGAUAAGGGUUGACUCAUUUCAUCCUCUUCUGCUCCUCAUCUAUCGUUGUUUUAUGGCUAGCAGGCUAGGGAUUUUCCUAUCUAUUCUCCUUAUUUGCUCGCUUAUAUAGGAUGAUUUUUUUUUUUCUUUGCUGGGUGUUUGCUCGAGGCGUCUGAAAAUAUAUAUGAAAAAAGAGUGAUAUUGAUCUGCUUUGUUUGUUCAGCAGGGAGUUAGUUGGUCUGUUAUUAUUCUCAACGCGGUAUCCAGGAAAUCAGGAGAGCACAUUCAUUAUAAUUAUGAUAAGAAUACCAAAUACGGAGUACAGUCUUCUCAACGGUCUGUAUCGAAGUCGGGAAUUGUGCUCAUGAUUCAUCUCAGGGGGCGCUAAAUACUCACAUAUUUA